This is a messenger RNA of Lolium rigidum, 1738 nucleotides long. Its product is annotated as pentatricopeptide repeat-containing protein At4g21190-like. Bases 309 to 1199 code for a protein of 296 amino acids. The transcript is spliced from 8 exons. The record is from RefSeq and is a predicted model, not a curated record. NCBI's taxonomy places the organism in Eukaryota, Viridiplantae, Streptophyta, Magnoliopsida, Poales, Poaceae. Gene Ontology annotation, molecular function: protein binding.
CUUGAACCUCUGAAAACUUACCUUCGUCUCCACUCCGCCGCCAGUACGACCUAGGCACCUCGUGCGCCGGCCAACCCAAAGGUCGAAUCCACCGCUGACGCCUGCCGUCGCUCCACGCGCGUCGCCGCCAGUCACGCCGGCCUAUCUCAUCGCGUACCUCUGCUUUCUGCACCUCCGCAAUCUUAAUUUGGGGAUCUAAGGAGGGAGAAGCAGGGAGCAGGAGAUAGUAUUGAAUGGAGGAUUAAAUUUGGGGGUAACUGCUUGUGAGAGUUUAGACCCAAACUGAUUAGCCUCCACAAAAUUACAGCAUGCUUUCCUUGAGAUAUGGAACGCCUGCAUUUGGUCUAGUGUCGGAGAGAGCCACCGACGCGCAUUUUCGAAAGUUCAACUCUGUAGUGGUAUGUGGUGCCAGGGGUCCGAGACCAAGGUAUCCUAGAGUAUGGAAAACAGAUAAGAGGAUCGGAACCGUUUCCAAGUCGCAAAAGCUUGUCAAAUGUAUUAAAGAUUUGUCUAAUGUAAAGGAGGAAGUUUAUGGUGCUCUUGAUUCAUUUGUUGCAUGGGAACUGGAGUUUCCCUUGAUAGCGGUAAAGAAGGCAUUGCAUACGCUUGAGGAGGAAAAGGAAUGGAAAAGAAUAAUUCAGGUUAUCAAGUGGAUGUUCAAUAAAGGUCAAGGGAAGACCAUGGGAAGCUAUCAGACUUUAUUAACUGCUUUAAUUGAGGAUGGACGAGUUGAGGAAGCAGAAGAACUAUUUGGAAAGAUAUUCUCGAGAUAUAUGGAGGGUUUGCCCCGUAUAUUUUUCAUGAAGAUGAUCUCCUUGUACUAUAGUUUGGGGUCAUACCAGAAGAUGUUUGAGGUUUUUGCUGAUAUGGAAGAGCUGGGUGUUCGACCUGAUCGUUCAAUUGUCAGGAUGCUCAGUGUAGUAUUUAAGAAGCUAGAUAUGCUGGAUAAAUACGAAAAGUUAAAUAGGAAAUAUCCACCUCCAAAAUUUGAAUACCGAUACAUCAAAGGCAAACGCAUAAGGAUAGCUGUUUACCCAGAUGAUAAUAUUGAAGAGAUAACACAGAGAAACUCUGGCACAGAUGAACUGGAAGAGGCAGAAGGCAUAAACAGUGACAAUGAAUUUGAAGAAGAGGCAAGCACAGGCCUGGACCAAAAUGUAUUAGGUGAUGCAGCUUGUGGAGAUCUUGAAGUUGUAUAGCUCAGAGCUUCAGUUUGGUGUUUUCGUGCCUGGUUCAUCAGAGCUGUUGUGCCGCAACUUGUUCUAUAAUGUUGCAGUUUAGUCCAGUGUUGCCAUAAUUGGAAAUGGACAAAACAAAUGGCAGACUGCAGAUGUUCUUCUGAUAUUAUGGAUACAGUUGAUACAGCAAGAUGUGUUGUUAAGGGAGAGAAGCGCAUUUUGAUACACAGCAAGGCUUCACCAUGUGAUGCUACAGACAUCAGUGUUCGAUCUUCCUGAAUUUUGUUAUCGAACUGUAUGGGUUUAUAUCCUUACUCUGUGAAUCCAUGCGAUGAUGUCCCUUCAAACAUACAUGGAUGUGGCCUUAAUGUUCAGCUAUUUCAGGCCAGGGUGAAGGCAGUUUAUUCUCUAACGCUGAAAUGUAUAUUGGUAUUAGUUGUAGGACUAGCAUUAGACAUGCAGUAGUAUCUCCCCUUGAAAUGAAAUGGCUGUAGAUGAAUUUUCUGCGGAUAUCGGUAUGAUCUUAAAUUUUCCCCUUUAAAGGAGGUGAGGCCAAUUGA